AUGAAAAUCCAAAUAAAGUGGCUUCUCACCGGAAAAACCUCUACGAUUGAGGAGUUAGAUGAGCUGCUAAACCCGAGGACGACUAUCCUGGAGGUGAAGGGACUUAUUCAGCUUCGUUUUGGAUUUCUGCCAAGGGAAGUAGUUCUUACCAAUCGUCACCUCCUUGAAAACUACAUGACUCUGGAGGAGGCGGGGUGUGUCGGGAAGGAGGAUGAUCCUGUCCUUGGUGCCCACGUGGUUCGUCGAUUGGAGGAAGAUGAGGAAGGGGACUGCAACUCUGUCGGGAACGACGGCCUGGAGGAGUUCUCUCAUGAGGAUUUCAUAGUAGGCAUGCGAAUGCUCGGAAAAGAUGUCCCUGUCUCGGUGGUUCGUCUUCAAGAAGUUCGCGAGCGCCCACCGCGGGCACGCCCUACGUUUCUGGAUGCAUCCCCCUUGCCGUCUUCGGCAGCAGGAGGAGCGGGAGACAUCCCUCCGCCGCCACCAGGGAUGCCGGGCGCCGGCGCGGUGCAGAGGUACGACCCCAGCAUAACGGAGGUGUAUCGGAUAUUCAAGGACGUACGGCACGGUGUGCGCCGCGAUGGCUGUGACGUGGAUUUUGCCAUCCACUACCCGGGCAUCCAGGAGGCGUUUCCGUAUUGGGACGCGCGUCUGCCGGAUUCGUACCGCUACCCAGCGAUUCCAUGCGGUGUUGGAGAGGUCUGCUUGGUGCUCUUCUACCUGGGAGAGUUUUCGGUAAUCGAGGACACGGAGAAGUUCUGUGCGCUGCUUCGACAGAGUUUGGUAGAGAAGUGUGGAAUAAACGUGUCAACACCGCUUCCGAUGCACGAGGCUGGCUGUAUCUAUCCACUCAUGGGGUGCCCGAUUGUACUCACAGAGACAGAUGCCAUGACGCUGGGGGAAGCCCUAUUUGAAGACUUUGGGAAGAAGCCAUCAACUUUGCAGACACGUUCGUCUCGCGAUGUUGAUGUCGCAGGUGGUGGUGGGCUGUGUAGGCCGCAGUGA
Trypanosoma grayi is the source of this 1002-nucleotide messenger RNA. RefSeq lists its product as hypothetical. Bases 1 to 1002 code for a protein of 333 amino acids. The transcript has a single exon. NCBI's taxonomy places the organism in Eukaryota, Euglenozoa, Kinetoplastea, Trypanosomatida, Trypanosomatidae. The record is from RefSeq and is a predicted model, not a curated record.